This is a messenger RNA of Hylaeus volcanicus, 2592 nucleotides long. Its product is annotated as zinc finger Ran-binding domain-containing protein 2-like. The transcript has 7 exons. Gene Ontology annotation, biological process: RNA processing. The record is from RefSeq and is a predicted model, not a curated record. NCBI's taxonomy places the organism in Eukaryota, Metazoa, Arthropoda, Insecta, Hymenoptera, Colletidae. Gene Ontology annotation, molecular function: RNA binding; lipopolysaccharide binding. The coding region runs from base 371 to 1150 and encodes 259 amino acids.
AGUCUUGCUCAGUCUAUGAACUAUGAAGCUUGAGCGUGCUUGAGCGGUCCAUGUACUUCAUGGUCGAAGGCUGUGAUUGCGCCGUUAAUGUCGCACUUAUAGCGUACUGCACUCCAUAGUUUCGAUGCAUCAAUUUGUACCCGCGACUAAUGCGAUAGCUGGUAGCGCUUAUAACACGUUCUAAAGAGCAGCACGCCGAAAGAUCGCGAGAGAAAAUCAUUCUUUUUUCACGCGACACCUGCGUUAGAAUAAGUAACGUCAUCGUAAAGGUUAGACACGCUAAAAAGGAACGUCCAGCUGAGAAUCAAAUGCAAGUACGAUUGAAAUAGUCGGUCGAGUUUACUUGCAGCCGAUAAGAACCGAACGCAAAAUGGAUAAUAGUAAAGUAGACGAGGAUAGUCAACGUAGCGUUAAUGACGGGGACUGGAUUUGCCCCGAUUCUCAGUGUGCCAAUGUAAAUUUUGCAAGACGAAAUUCUUGUAAUCGAUGCGGAAAAGACAGAGGAGAAUGUCCUAAGAAAAAGAAAUUAGGACAAGAAAUUGGAAAAGCGGCAGCGGAAAAAAGUAGGGGAUUGUUCAGUGCCGACGAUUGGCAAUGUAGCAAGUGUGGAAACGUGAACUGGGCGCGCAGACAGCAAUGUAACAUGUGUAACGCGCCCAAGUUCGGGGAAAUCGAGGAACGUACAGGGUACGGAGGAGGAUACAACGACCGAGGGGUAGUCGAAUAUAAAGAAAGAAGAGACGACGACGACGAGUACGACGAAUUCGGACGCCGCAGGAAGAAACGGAGACUCGAAAAUCGCUCGGACGACGAUUCCAAAGACUCUAGGUAUAGCAGUCCGCCGCGUAACAAAUCGAAAGACGAGGACGAAAGGGACGCGGUUGUCGAAGAGGAGAGACACGAGGAAAAUGCGGAAGUAGAAGAAGAAGAAGGCGAUGCAGAAGGUGAAGAGGCGGUGGACGAGGAGGAGGAGGAGGAGGAGGAGGAAGAGGACGAGGAGGACGAAGAAGACGGGGACUUAUCCAAAUACGAUCUUAGCGAGUGGGACGAUUUUGCGCUAAAGAAAAAUACAAAUGGGAGCACUGCGUCCUCGGAAGAGCAAUCAAGAGAUAGAGACGACUGGCGCGAUUCGGGAACAUCCAGUCAUUGAGAUGCUUCGCAGAAGGAAAGGUUUGACUUGGGUUUCGGGUAUAAAAUUGAUUGCGAUGAAUGAAUUUUUGCAGUAUCGUAACGCGAUUGCCGAACGAUACUUUGUUUGCUUUGCUUUGCGCCGUUUAGAAAGUACUCUAUUCGUAUUCUAUUAUAGACCAGUAGACGUUAGAUUAUAAUGGCAUGGUCAAAGAGGAAGAUACAUAGACUUAGAAAAAACCCGAUGGGGGGAUGAAAGUAUAAUCGCUUGUUAAAUAAAUGAUUUUUUACAGGUGAGAGGAAAUUCCAAGAGCGAAUAAAUAAUUGCUCGGCGAACUAAGAGAUGUACACAACGCAACAAAUUUAGUGAUUUAGUGAGCACCUUUGGAUAAAGUGAUGGACAAUAUAUGACUUAUUGCAAAGGGGAAUCGAUUAACGAUAAGCUUUACAUUUGUGAUCGAACUCGUAGCUUCGUUGAGUCUAUGGAUGGAGAGUGAAAUGUAGGUUGCCUAUUUGCGCGAUAUCGUCCUAAAUAUUGCAUAGUAAUUACGGAAUAUUUCCGUAAAGAUACUAGGCGCAUGCAUUGUUUCGCUAGUUAAAAGUAAAGAAAGAAAAGAAAAAAAAGAGAGAGAGAAAAGAAAAAGGAAACACUGAGAAAAGAAAAAAAGAUAGGAAAAUCUGUAAUUCUAAUAUAACUCUAUGGACGACGUUACACGACUCGUUGUAAUAGCUGCAUUACGAAUUCGUAGAAGAAAUCUUAUUUCUAACUAAUUCAAACGUAUAAAGUCUCCGUGAAAGCUCUCUAUCAUUGCCACAUCUUAAAACUUCUAAUUACGUUAUCACAAACGCACGACGCUCUCUCGUAUCCACACGUCUCACGAUUCGCUUCGAUAUUGCCUCAAAGAGCUGCUUCGAAAACAAGACUUUCUUUUUCUUCUUCUUCUUUUUUUUUUUUUAAUUUUUUAGUUCUCUCGUACUCUUUGUUUCUCUCGCCACGCGAAUCACUUUCUCUCUCGCUCGCUUUCUUUCUCUUCCAUGCGCGACAACUAACGAUUAAACGAAACCGUAAAUGUAGUAUUUAAAAAAAAAAAGAAAAAAGGAAUCAUUCCCUAAUGAAUACAGAUAUGUCUUUGACGUCUUCGGAAUGAAGAGAAAAAGGAUACAUUUUUUUUUCUUGCUUUGACUAUCACAGAUCCGAGUAAGCUGGAAGCAGCAGCCUGCUUUUUGUAAUUGAAAAGAUUCGUGGCAUUGAGAUUUUGUUUCGCCGUGUCGGAAGCCUGCUGCGCGCGUUUUUUAGACCCCCGUCAGGCGAAAAAGUAAAACGUAUCAAAAAAACUCCGACGACCCGCCUCUCAGAUACCCCGCUACGAAAAAAACCCAUUUAUUCGAUCAAUUCUUGAUACUGACUUCUUGUAAAUAUCUUUAUUUUUCAUUUAUAAUAAAAAUCAUUCAUCAACAACAUAA